UCUACGGAUACUCGUCAAUUACAACUAAGAGCACAUGGUUUUGGAGUUUUGGAUACUUGCAUCUCGGAAAGAUAUUUUAGCCUAAAGAAGAUUCAUCAUGAAGACUAGAUCGAAGCCCGCUACUCGCAAGGCGGCCGUUAAAGGGGAUACAGAGACACAAUCGACUGCGACGAAGGCAUUAUCACCACGCGAUACCAAUCCUCCACGAGUCUUAAUAUUGCCUAAAGGAGCGUCAUCGCAAUCAAGGAUCAUCUCUCUACCACAUCCAGCCACUGCACAACCAAAUCGAUACCUUUGUUGUCCAGAGAAUGGGUUUUUCGAGUUCACAAGAAUAACAGCGCCGCGGAAAAUACCUAGUAGUUGGCUUAUCACACAUGGUCAAGAGUCGGAAAGUAGCACUGCUGCUACAAGAGGAGCAGAGACUGUGGUGCCCGAUCAAAAUGGAAACUCGAGUGAAGAGAAAAAAGGGGAUUGCAUUGAUGAUCCCUCGGCCUACAUUUCGCAAGAUGCGGAUUUGCUCAUCGCAACACGAUACGAUCCCGUCUUCUUUCUCCUACCAACAUUACAUCCACUAACAACGAACGCUCAACAAAAGAAUAUGUUCCUGUCAGACGAAGACUACCUCGACCUACUGGAAUCUACAUCUCGGCAAUGGAAGGAUGUACUUCGAGAUCCACCUACCAGAAGCAGAGUCUCUAAGACCAUAGAAACGAUCAGCGAUAUCGUUGAAGCAGGAGAAGAGAAAAUGUACCGCUGCUCGGAUCAGAAGAUAAUGGGGCUAUUGGUCACGCGAGCGAAGAGCAUGGUUGAGAAGGGCAUUCCCGCGUCUAUGGAAGAUCGAUUCGUUUCCCGGCCCCUCCAGGCGCCUUCCAGAAGGGUUCCGGUUCCGAGUCUCGAGAAACAGUCAUCUUCCAGCUCGGAGGACAAAGAAUCCUCCGUCGACUCUCAGAGCACGGUUUCGACUUCACAAUCAGCUAGCACAGCUGCGACGUCCAUCUUGUCCGAACAACCCGAGCCGCCAACACCGGCUGAGACGGAGACACCCGCAUCAAUUGUCCACCUGCAGCGCCUCCGUGUCGCUCUAGACCUUCUGCUGACAAACGUCCCACUUCCACUCUGUACACAUUUGAACACCCAACUGUCCUCUCCUUCAUCUCCGAUCGACUUCGCCCCCCUCACCUCUUAUCUCUCCCACGUCGCCUCGCUCCGUGCGGAGGUCGUAGCGCAAUCGAGCUUCGCGGAUAACGUGAGCCGCAAACGGGCGCUCGACGACAAUGAAGAGGCGGCGGAUCGGCGAGCAGAAAAGAAGCGGAAGAGCGAGGACGAGGAGAAGAAGCGGAAGACGGAGAGCCGAGGAGUAAAACAGCUGCGGAAGGUGGAUACGAGUGGCAUGAAGAAGUUGACGGGGUUCUUCAAGAAGGCGCCGGCGAAGGGUUGAACUCUGAUCGUGAUGCAAGCUGUUGGCUCAUGCGAAGCUUCUGAUUGCAUAUGGACGAGGGAGAUACCGCAUCUUCUGUCAGUCGAC
Eremomyces bilateralis CBS 781.70 is the source of this 1525-nucleotide messenger RNA. RefSeq lists its product as uncharacterized. The transcript is spliced from 2 exons. The record is from RefSeq and is a predicted model, not a curated record. Gene Ontology annotation, biological process: ribonucleotide metabolic process; RNA catabolic process. Gene Ontology annotation, cellular component: ribonuclease H2 complex; nucleoplasm. Bases 98 to 1438 code for a protein of 446 amino acids. NCBI's taxonomy places the organism in Eukaryota, Fungi, Ascomycota, Dothideomycetes, Eremomycetales, Eremomycetaceae.